This is a messenger RNA of Ficedula albicollis (Collared flycatcher), 861 nucleotides long. RefSeq names its product dehydrogenase/reductase SDR family member 13-like. Bases 1 to 861 code for a protein of 286 amino acids. NCBI's taxonomy places the organism in Eukaryota, Metazoa, Chordata, Aves, Passeriformes, Muscicapidae. The transcript has 5 exons. The record is from RefSeq and is a predicted model, not a curated record.
AUGGUAUCCAAUCCCCAGAACAUCCCCCUGCCCUUGGCUGGCUCCAGCCCCCUGGCCCUGGCCCAGUCCCUGCUGCGCCCACAGGAGACAGGGAACAACGAGGUGCAGUUCAUGCACCUGGACCUGGCCAGCCUGCGCUCAGUGAGAGCCUUUGCCAGCACCUUCCUGCGCCAGGAGCCCAAGCUGCACAUCCUCAUCAACAACGCGGGGGUGAGCGCUGGGGGCACGACAGAGGAUGGCUUCAGCCUGCCCUUCCAGGUGAACCACCUGGGCCAUUUCCUGCUGACCCAGCUGCUGCUGGAGCGGCUGCGGAGCUGCGCUCCCAGCCGGGUGGUCAUCGUGGCCUCCAGUGCCCACUGUGCCGGCCGCCUGCGCCCCGAGUCCCUGGGCCGGCCGCCCUCGGGGCUGUUUUCCACCUUCCAGGACUACUGUGACAGCAAACUGGCCAACGUGCUGCACGCCCGCGAGCUGGCCACGCGCGAGCAGGGCACGCAGGUCACCUGCUACGCCGUGCACCCAGGGUUCGUCAACACCUCGCUGUUCCGGCACGCGCCGCUGUGGCUGAAGCCGCUGCUGCUGCCCCUGGCCUGGCUGCUGUUCCUGGACCCAUCCGAGGGCGCGCAGGUGGUGCUGGACUGUGCCACGCAGGACGGCCUCGAGCCCCUCAGCGGCCGCUACCUCACCGACUGCGGCCCCCGGCCGCCGUGGCCAGCGGGGGCAGCGAGCGCCUGGUGGGGCUGGGGGCGGCGGGGGGACACCGGGAGGGACAUCGGGGGGGACUCGCUGCUCCCACAGCACAAUAAAGGUGAUGGUGGUUGUGAGGGAGCGCGGGGGUGCCGUGUGGGUGUGGAAUGGGGGUGA